Messenger RNA from Mesocricetus auratus (golden hamster), 2126 nucleotides. RefSeq names its product ribosomal protein L22 (gene Rpl22). Gene Ontology annotation, biological process: cytoplasmic translation. Bases 135 to 521 code for a protein of 128 amino acids. The record is from RefSeq and is a predicted model, not a curated record. Gene Ontology annotation, cellular component: ribosome. Lineage: Eukaryota; Metazoa; Chordata; Mammalia; Rodentia; Cricetidae. Gene Ontology annotation, molecular function: RNA binding; structural constituent of ribosome. The transcript is spliced from 4 exons.
GGCGUCUUGGGACGCGGCGACUCGGAGGCAGGGCCGCUCGAUUCACGCUGCCUGGCUCCGUGCGUGCCCCGUGCGCAGCAGGCUCUUCGCGCCUGCGUGGUGCGCCCUCCUCCCUUUCUGCCUCCUCUGCCGCCAUGGCGCCCGUGAAAAAGCUCGUGGCGAAGGGAGGCAAAAAAAAGAAGCAGGUUUUGAAGUUCACUCUUGACUGCACCCACCCAGUAGAAGAUGGGAUCAUGGACGCUGCCAAUUUCGAGCAGUUCCUUCAGGAGAGAAUCAAGGUGAAUGGGAAGGCUGGCAAUCUUGGCGGAGGGGUUGUGACCAUCGAACGAAGCAAGAGCAAGAUCACUGUCACUUCUGAGGUGCCUUUCUCCAAAAGGUAUUUGAAAUAUCUCACCAAGAAAUACCUGAAGAAGAACAAUCUUCGAGAUUGGUUGCGCGUUGUCGCCAACAGCAAAGAGAGCUAUGAGCUGCGCUACUUCCAGAUUAAUCAGGACGAAGAGGAGGAGGAGGACGAGGAUUAAGACACAUUGGUCUGCAAUGUUUUGUAUUAAUUCAUAAAUAAAAUUUAGGAACAAAAUCAGUGGUUUAUCAUUGUAUCUCUGCAGUGUGGUUGGACAGGAAAUUGGAAAUGACAGGGCCUGGGGUUUAACUGGCUACUGCUCAUCUGUAUAUAGACACUUCUGGAAAAUGUCAGCUCUCAGUAGUAAUGCCCAGGCAGAGCUAGGCUGAGGGGGCUGCCUCUGACUGAGCAGUAAUGAGGUGGGUUGUUCGAGGCAGCCAGACUGGGGCUUAAGCCUGCCGCUUGGUUAUAUCAGGUGUCUGUCUUAAGGAAGGUUUGAGAACACAGUGUUGUGUUCCUUGUUCUUUAUUAAAAGCAGGCAGGUAUUGUCUUUGUGGGACUUUGCUGGGAAAAUGGCAGUAGGUCAAACAGGUUUCAGGGACAUUUGUCUCCAGUGUUGAUCACAAGUUGCUCAGUGUGCACUAACCUUUUUCCUUCCUGUAGAAAUGAGGGUUUUUUUUUUUUAUGUUACUGCUGUAUAGUCUGCCUGUAUAAAAGGAUUUGCAAAUAUGCCAGACAUCCAUGCCUUUGGAGCUCUCCAUAGGAUUGAGUCCAAGGUCAGCCAGGGCUAGUGGUGAGACUCUAAAGUCCUUAUAUAUAAUGUGCGUAUAUGUACAUAAACCACAGCCUGUCCAAGUCUUUGCAACAAGCAGUUUCACUAGUCUCCAGCAGAGGGUGCUGGAGACAGCUUCCAGGUGUUCCCAGUAGGGGGAGCCCUUCCAUUCCCAGAACUCAGGAGGCUUUCAGGGAGGGGAACGCAAGAUGGGUGUUGCCCAGGAAAUUGCUGCUUCCUAAGCUGUCCCUUAAGGUCACAGCUGGACUUAGUAAUAAAAGUCUUAGUCUGGGGCUACAGCCCCAGUGGUAGAGCUCUUGCCUAAAAAAGUCCAGGCAGAGUGCACCUGCAGGUUACUGGGACAGAGAAAGGCCUUGUGGGGUUUUCUUGACACUGUUCCUGGAGUAUUGAUAGGUGGUAGACUUGGAAAGACAGGAUGAUGCCUUUGCCAAGGGUUAAUUUGGAAAAGUUCCCGGCACCUUAGGGUGCUCCUGAAGUCAAACUCCCGCAGCAGCAUCUGCCUUGCUUUCUAACAGCAGCUCAAAUGUCUGAAGGCUUGCUUCCCGCUCCUGGCCACCCUCGAGGCCUGUGUUCUGUCAGUCAGCUGUCAGUCGAAUGUCCCAGCCCUAAACACAUGGCUCUUGGAUUGAAUUUAACAUGUUGAGGCUUUGCAAUCUUACUUGUAGCAAAGGUUCCAGCGUUUUCUAUUUCUAUGCAAAUUUCUUGAAGCAGAACAGGAGGCAGCAUCUUCUUCAGACCUAUAGGUGCGGGCCCCUUUCGGAGAGAAUCCCCGGAUUUGUGACAUGGGUCUGCAGACCUUGUUUGUUACGUUGAUCUUCCCAUGUGGUUAUUUCUAGGUUGGUUGUACAAUUAACCCAGGGUUGACUAGCAUAUGCUUUGAAAGAGUAAUGAAGUGGGAACUCAAUGGGUCUUCUACGCCUUUCUAAACUCUUGUAACUGAAUGUUGAUCACAUUUUGUAUUAAAGUGGCUAACACAUGGCUACUGUUACCGUG